This is a messenger RNA of Erythranthe guttata (spotted monkey flower), 2565 nucleotides long. RefSeq lists its product as hypothetical. Gene Ontology annotation, cellular component: intracellular membrane-bounded organelle. The record is from RefSeq and is a predicted model, not a curated record. Lineage: Eukaryota; Viridiplantae; Streptophyta; Magnoliopsida; Lamiales; Phrymaceae.
AUGAUCACUUCUCUCACUUAUAUUAUUCCCUCUUUGUGCUGUUAUUAUUUCAUCUUCUGCCUUUCGGUUCUCGCAAAUACACGCACAUCCCAUCUUAUUCCAUACAACGAUCACUGUACUUCCGUUGCUCCCGAAUCGAUCUCACCCCUUCGUUCUUACAACUACUCCAUACCGUUGCUGGUAACAAAUUACUACACCGGUGGAGACAAACUCCUAGGCAGAAGACCAUCGGAAAAACCUCAUUACUUCAUCACCAAAUCUCUCAAACUCCAAAUUACCCGAAACGACCCUCACAAAUUUGAAGCCCUCUUGUCUAUUCGAUCACCGUACGGUUACUAUAGCUACGGUGGAUCUUUUUUCAACAGGACUGGGACCCACAGGGCGGGCCCGAUCACUUUCGUGCUGAGCGGUUUCUGGUUGGAAUCUUCUAGAGAGCUUUGUAUGGUUGGAUCGUCGUUUUGGUUGUCUGAAGAAGGUCAGACCGUCAAUCUUGAUGCUGCUCUUAAUCUCAAAUUUGCCGAUCGUAAGAAUCCAACUAUACUGUCGAGUUUCGUCAGCGGAAUUCUGAAGAGCAUGGCUAAUAGUUCUGCUAACUUUGACCCUCUUCUGAUCUUCGGUUUUCCCGUUUUGCCCCUGUACGGUUAUUCGUUGGUUUCGCGAGAACUCGAUGAAGGGUUUGAUGGCGAAAUCGAUAUUUCAAGAAAUAAGUCUCUCUAUUUGGAGUCAAGUGAGUUUUGCUCGAUGGUUUCGGGGAGGUACUUUGUGUUUGAAAUGAUAUACGCGGCGGAGUGCAAGAAUAUGAAUCUCACUUCGAGAAAUUGUUCUCCGCUUGGUGGCGAUGGAUUGCUCUUGCCUUCGUUCGUGUCGUUGGAUAUGAUCCAGUGUUCGGCGGACCAGCGCAAGGUGAGGUACACGGUAAGGUUCCGGAACAUCACGCGUGGCGUAUUUUAUGAGGAUUUCGAUCCCGUAUGGACGUUGAUCGCUGAGGGCUCAUGGGAUGAGACGAAGUGCAGGAUUAUUAUCGUUGCUUGUCGAAUCUCGAACGCCGUCGACGGUUGUAUGAUCAGGCUUAGCUUGUCGUACCCUGCAACAUGGACUACGAGAGACGAUGCCAAAGUUGUUGGCCAUAUUUGGACCAACACAACUGUCAAUGAUCCUAUGUAUUUCAGAAAGAUUAAUGUCCGAAGCUCUGACGAGAAUGACAUGGCGGUUUUUCCAGGCUUGAGAUACGAGUACACCGAAUUUGACCGAGUGCAAAAGUUUUGCCGAGUCGUGGAAAAUAAUACGAAUAUAUAUCCGAAAGGGAAUUCUCUAGACAUGAAGUUUGAUAUUUAUGUCGGAAACUCCAAAAGGCAACUAUUUGCUUCCGGUGAUGCAAUGCCUAUCUCUGUGGGAAACGAGUUCUACGGAAUAUUCCCCGAGAAUAUUCUGGAAGAAUAUCCUUUGAAUAUCAGCUACAAGAUAGGUGUACGCCCUUUUCGUAAAAUCAAGUUCGAUAAAUUAUUUCCGUCGCUGUAUUCUUCGAUGAAUCUUAGAAGUAGAGUGGAGAUAACUGCUGAAGGAGUGUACGAUGCUCGUAAUGGACGCCUCUGCAUGGUGGGAUGUCGAAAGCUAUUUUCUUACAAUAAUAAAAACCCGACUACUAAUGUUUCGACGGACUGUGAGAUUAUCGUUAAUUUCGAGUUUUCUCCGUUGGAUGCGAGAAGAGAAUGCCUCGUCAGAGGAAUAAUCCGAAGCACACGAGCGAAAAUCGAUCCUCUCUACUUUGAGGAUAUGAGCGUUUUAUCAGCUACAUUCUAUCGAAAGUUGGCUAAGCAAUCGGAACGGAGAAUCGAGAUGGAGAUUGUUAUGGCCUUGAUAUCGAGUACAUUUACGUGCGUGUUUGUAGGAUUACAACUUGCUCAUGUGAAGAGGGACCCGAGUUUACUCCCUUUCGUUUCACUCGUAAUGGUUGUGGUUCUUUCUUUAGGACACAUGAUCCAACUUGUCCUAAACUUUAACGCGUCGUUUCGUAGUAGUAGACAAGUGCGAACGCUUAGCUCGGGUUUGUUUCUCGGUGCUAAUGAAUUGACGGCAACUAUGGCGGUAACCAUGGUUAGUUUCUUGAUGGAAAUGCGCCUACUCGGGUUAGUUUGGGCAGCUAAACGACAUAGUUCCGAUGGAAACGAAAAGGGCUUGUGGUUUGAUGAGAGAAAGGCUUGUUUUUUUUCAGUGCUAAUGUGCAUCUGUGGUGUUUACUUUUUGGGGGAAUUAAGGUUGUCUUAUGCAGGUUUGAUUCUUGGUGGUUUUCUUGUUCCUCAAGUCUUGUUCAAUAUUUUUACGGGUUCGACGGAGAAGGCUUUGGCCGAAUGUUUCUACGUUGGGAUGAGUGCGAUUCGUUUAGCCCCCCACGCUUAUGUUAGUGGGACCGGCUAUUAUUAUGCAAAAAUUCGGACAGGGGAGUUUUACUCGAUAACUUGGGGUGUUGCGAUUCGAUGUGGGAUUGUUGUUUUGGCUGUGAUCGUUUAUCUGCAGCAGCGAUAUGGCGGCUGUUGCAUUAUUCCGAGGAGAUUUCGGAGAUUAUGA